Messenger RNA from Lucilia sericata (common green bottle fly), 474 nucleotides. RefSeq lists its product as uncharacterized. The transcript has 3 exons. Lineage: Eukaryota; Metazoa; Arthropoda; Insecta; Diptera; Calliphoridae. Bases 101 to 415 code for a protein of 104 amino acids. The record is from RefSeq and is a predicted model, not a curated record.
GUAUAAAAAGCUACCAGUUUUCUAAAAUACAAUUCAUUUCAAAUACAACAAGUGUUGGAGGAAUAUUAAAUUUAAAAUUUAUUUAAUUUUUUUAAACAAAAUGAAAUUAAUUUUGGGAUUAACCGUUUUAUUGGUGGCUGUAUUUGUUAAUCAAAUAUCAGUUUCCAGUGGCACUUCCCAGCCGGUUUGUGGUUAUAAGAAUGCUGAAGAUGAAAUGAUUUUCUUGAAAUAUUUUCCUUAUACCAAGAAAGGUGAAGAAUAUGUAGACUUUGGUAAGGAUGGUAAAUGUUUAAAGAAGGUGACUUGCAGCGAAACUUUUACCAAUCAAAUUGAAGAAUGUAAAACCUUCCCUGUAACUUGUGAGAAUAAGAACAAUUAUAAUGGCGUAUUCCCAGCUUGUUGUGUUAAAUGUUAAACUAAAUGAGAAUUAUAAAGGAAUGUUUUGAAAUUUUUAAAUAAAGAUUUAAAAUUUAA